AUGGCCUUUUUUGUAACAGCUAGGAAUUUCAGUGAUGUGUUCAAAUUGGACUCGACCGCCCUCAACAAGCAGCCUGAAGAAGUGUUCGACAUAAUCGGAAAAUUGGGAGAAGGAUCAUAUGGAUCAGUUCACAAGGCGGUCCACCGAGAAUCUGGCCAUACCUUGGCUAUAAAAAAAGUCCCUGUUGAUACGGAUCUGCAGGAAAUAAUAAAGGAGAUAAGUAUCAUGCAGCAGUGUGACAGCAAAUACGUCGUAAAAUACUACGGGUCUUAUUUCAAGAAUUCCGAUUUAUGGAUUGUCAUGGAGUACUGUGGUGCCGGUUCAGUUUCUGAUAUAAUGAGGUUGAGGAGGAAAACCUUGACUGAGCAAGAAAUGAGCGCUGUUCUGCGAGACACUAUUCAAGGACUCCGUUAUCUUCAUAAUUUGAAAAAGAUCCAUCGUGAUAUCAAGGCCGGGAACAUCCUUCUAAACACCGAAGGCCAAGCAAAGCUAGCCGAUUUCGGUGUAGCCGGGCAACUUACGGAUACUAUGGCCAAGCGAAAUACUGUGAUUGGCACACCUUUCUGGAUGGCUCCUGAGGUUAUUGAAGAAAUCGGGUACGACACGAAAGCUGAUAUCUGGUCGUUAGGUAUCACUGCCAUUGAAAUGGCUGAAGGUCGGCCCCCUUAUGCGGAUAUUCAUCCAAUGCGCUUUCUUCUUUCCUUCCGCGUUUGUUACACGGGUAUUGAUAAAUUUAAGGCCAUAUUUAUGAUUCCCACGAAACCUCCACCAACAUUCAAGAAGCCAGAUGAACUUCAACACAGCUUUAUUGUUAACGCUCCUGGCCCCGAGGUUCUUCAAGCCAUUAUAAGGGAUGCUAGUGAGAUCCAGCUUAAUAACAAGAAUGUACCUCCAGCAGAACCGGAUGCAGCGACAAUGAUUGGAGCGCAACUGGAUGGUAAAACGCUUUUGACCGGAAAUAAUCCGGACGAUCGUACCUUGGUCGAGAAUCCUGUCGCCGCAGAUCAGUUCAUCACGGCUUUGAGUCUCAAGUCUCAAAUGGAAUCCCUCCGUAUCGGUGGCCAAAUACCAGGCUCAGUAUUAGGCGCUCCACCUCCUUAUCAGAAAUCUGGUUCAUUGAUCGAGAAACCCGAAUAUCAAUUGACGACGACGGCUACGCCAGUUGGGGAAUCAGGAUCUUCAACGACAUCGAGUAUACUGAAUACGGAAGCUGAGUACGAAAACCGCUUUCAUAAAUCAAUGGCUGAUGGGGACUAUGAAUUCUUGCGAGAGCUUUCGCUUGAUGAGCUGUUACGGCGGAAAAACAACCUCGAGGCGGAGAUGGAUGAAGAGUUGCGGGAGCUGCAAAGGAGGUAUCAAACAAAACGUCAACCCAUAUUGGAUGUGAUUGCUGUGAAGAAGAAUAGAAAUGCGAACUAAUG
Molecule: messenger RNA, 1421 nt
Organism: Strongylus vulgaris
Lineage: Eukaryota; Metazoa; Nematoda; Chromadorea; Rhabditida; Strongylidae
Source: the annotation of a GenBank genome assembly